Molecule: messenger RNA, 1002 nt
Organism: Sphaerodactylus townsendi
Lineage: Eukaryota; Metazoa; Chordata; Lepidosauria; Squamata; Sphaerodactylidae
Gene: TAAR5
Product: trace amine associated receptor 5
Exons: 1
Coding region: 1-1002 (333 amino acids)
Biological process (GO): G protein-coupled receptor signaling pathway; cell surface receptor signaling pathway
Cellular component (GO): membrane
Molecular function (GO): trace-amine receptor activity
Source: RefSeq, a predicted model, not a curated record
AUGAGCUCUGUUGUGGAAAGCGCAUCUGUACACCUACUGUGCUUUGAGAGAAAUGGUUCUUGCUACAGAACUCUACACCCCUUUGGAAUCCAGUUGGCAAUCUACUUAAUCUGUGCCAUGGGGAUGCUUCUCAUAGUACUAGGGAACCUGCUGGUGGUGGUUUCUGUCUCCCACUUCAAAACACUUCACACACCCACUAAUUUCUUACUACUUUCCCUUGCCCUGGCAGAUCUCCUGCUAGGCUUAACAGUGCUGCCUUUCAGCACUAUCCGUUCAGUGGAGGGCUGCUGGUAUUUUGGGGAUGACUUUUGCAUGUUACAUACCUUUCUGGACACACUUUUUUGCCUGACCUCAAUAUUCCACCUCUGCUUUAUAUCCAUUGACCGCCACUGUGCCAUUUGUGAUCCAUUGCUCUACUCCACCAAGUUCACCAUCCGGGUUGCUUGCAUCUAUAUAGCAAUAGGCUGGGGUGUGCCUGUGGUUUAUACUUCUGUAUUUCUUUAUACCAAAGCAAUUGAGGAAGGAUUAGCACAGUUCUUGCAAGACAUGCCUUGUGUUGGUAGCUGCCAACUGCUCUUCAAUAAACUCUGGGGAUGGAUAAACUUUCCCCUCUUCUUCUUCCCAUGUCUCAUAAUGAUAGGGUUGUAUGUCAAGAUAUUUGUUGUGGCAACCAGACAAGCUAGACAGAUAGACAACAUGAAUAACCAGUUAGGAGCAACAAAGAGGGAAAGGAAGGCUGCUAAAACACUUGGGAUAGCUGUAGGAAUCUAUCUCCUGUGCUGGUUGCCUUUUACAAUAGACACCAUGGUGGACAGCCUCGUAAAUUUUAUUACCCCUCCUGUUGUGUUUGAUGUUCUUAUUUGGUUUGCUUAUUUUAAUUCUGCCUGCAACCCCUUGAUUUAUGUGUUUUCCUACCGAUGGUUCAGGAAAGCUGUAAAACUGGUCUUAACUUGUCAGAUCUUUUGUACAAGGACAUCUACCAUUGACCUAUUCCAUGAAUGA